Penicillium longicatenatum is the source of this 819-nucleotide messenger RNA. RefSeq names its product EGFR-like transmembrane domain-containing protein. The coding region runs from base 1 to 819 and encodes 272 amino acids. NCBI's taxonomy places the organism in Eukaryota, Fungi, Ascomycota, Eurotiomycetes, Eurotiales, Aspergillaceae. The record is from RefSeq and is a predicted model, not a curated record. The transcript has a single exon.
AUGAAACUUCUAUUAUAUACACUUUUCCUGGCCCCCCUUGCGCACGGUUGGACCUUUCGUUACACGAAUUCUACAAGCGACACUACCAUUCUCGAAGAAACUGGGUCAAGGAAUUGCACCAAAAUCCAGUUAGCGAAGAAUAAACUCUUCAGUUGGGACCCUGAGGGAAGUAACGAAUGCAUUUCUAUUUACUACGACGACAACUGUGAGACAAGUGGAGGUUAUUCCUGUGGCUUUUGGAAGAAGACUGCCAGUCACGACUUUGGCAGUAUCGAUGUCUCUACCAGUAAUAAAGCGGCAAGUGUUUCGGUUAUCACCACUACUGAGACGGCCACGUCAACCUCUUCCUCUUCUACGACCUCAACCACCGGCACACCCUCAGCAGCCUCAACAACAUCGACUCCUUCAGCCUCAUCCGGGACAGGGAGUACUGCAGCCACUACUGAUGGCGCUUCCUCAGGCUCAACGCUAUCCGGCGGUGCAAUCGCUGGUAUCGUAGUCGGAGUAGUUGCUGGCAUCCUGGCCAUCGCAGGUCUUUUCUUCAUCCUCCGGCGACGCAAUCGCAAGAAUGCCGUCACUGCCAAUCCACAAUCCGACCCUUCACUUCAAGGCCCCUAUGGGCGUCAGGCCUCUGUUCCAGAGACAAUAACAACUUUCGGACCCUCAUCUACAUCCACCGCUCAGCCUGUUGAGAAAUCAGCAGAUUCGGCACCCCGCGUCUUUGAAAUGCCCUCGCGCAGCCCCCCUGUCGAGUUGGUCAGCACUCCUAUCAAUGAGAUGGAUGGCCAGUCAGGAAAAGGAUACUUUCCUCCAAAGUGA